Porites lobata is the source of this 553-nucleotide messenger RNA. NCBI's taxonomy places the organism in Eukaryota, Metazoa, Cnidaria, Anthozoa, Scleractinia, Poritidae. The record is from the annotation of a GenBank genome assembly.
AUGUGCUUCACUUGCAUAUUUUGGACUGGUGUAGAUUCACUUGUACAGAGCAAACUGUGAGUAUUCAAAGUACAGUUGAAGCUCUCAUAUAAGCAACCAACCAAAAUGGCAAGAACUCCCUGAUUUCUAAUAAAAAAAAUUACCCUAUUUCCAGACUAAACUGUUUGAAAACCAUUCCCUUCACAGCGACACAUGUCGAAUAGUUUAUAAUAUCCUGUGUAUUCCAGUACCCCCUGGUACCACCUGGUUGAGUAGGCAUUUAUGGGGAGGGAUGAAAUACGAGCUCCCCCAAAUUAGCCUGCAUGAAAGGCUACCUGAAACUGUGCCUGGAGUUAGUAAUUCAUUCUUUGGAUUGUAGGAAUGUUACAUUUUGCAACUGAAAUACAAAAUUUAUGUUAUUUAAAUGUGUUUCAUCUUUUCUCUUAUUCUUUUCAGUUACCCAGAACUACAAGAACACACAACUCAGUUUUAUACCCAGGAGCAAAUCAAAGAUUUAGUAUCUUAUGCAGGUGACAGAGGAAUAAGAGUUAUUCCAGAGGUUGAAUCAGCGUAA